Messenger RNA from Limanda limanda (common dab), 851 nucleotides. Its product is annotated as U6 snRNA-associated Sm-like protein LSm8. The transcript is spliced from 4 exons. Bases 141 to 431 code for a protein of 96 amino acids. Gene Ontology annotation, biological process: mRNA splicing, via spliceosome. Gene Ontology annotation, molecular function: RNA binding. Gene Ontology annotation, cellular component: precatalytic spliceosome; U6 snRNP; U4/U6 x U5 tri-snRNP complex. Lineage: Eukaryota; Metazoa; Chordata; Actinopteri; Pleuronectiformes; Pleuronectidae. The record is from RefSeq and is a predicted model, not a curated record.
UGUUAGCAUAAGCUGCCUGCGUUAGCUCCUCUCUCCGUGUCUGUCGGUGUUUUCUCGGUUGCUCUCGAGCCUCACGAACCCGGUGGAAACGCUCAGCCUCAUUUUCACCACAAACACAGACACCAAGUCCCGCAGGAGACAUGUCCACCGCCCUGGAGAGCUACAUCAACCGCACCGUGGCCAUCGUCACCUCCGACGGGAGAAUGAUUGUGGGAACCCUGAAGGGCUUCGAUCAGACCAUCAACCUGAUCCUGGAUGAGAGUCACGAGCGGGUGUUUAGCUCCAGUCAGGGUGUGGAGCAGGUGGUGCUGGGACUUUACAUCGUCCGAGGAGACAACGUAGCUGUGAUCGGAGAAAUCGAUGAAGAGCACGACUCCACUCUGGAUUUAGGAAACAUCAGAGCUGAGCCGCUCAACUCAGUGGCCCACUGACCCCUCGACCUUUGACCCCCUCUUCACCCCCCUCCCUCCCUCCCUCCCUCCACUCUCACCUAUCCUGGCUGCCAUCUCCACGGCGACAGGAGGAGCGAGACGGCACGACUGACGCUGCGUCUGAAAUCAUCGCUCGUUCACUCGCUCGUUUACUUGCUCGUUCACUCGUACUCAUCCCUGAUGUGAGGCUGUGUGGUGAGACGUUCAGGGACGAGUCGUGAACAGGAAGUGAUGUCAGCCUCAGCGUCGGUCGUGUGGACGAGCGUCACCGGAGUUUCACGCUCGAUCAGCUGAGAAUCGGUCACAAGGACUGAGGAGCUCAACGCAGCGUCCGUGACGACUUCAGUUUGGACUUUUUAUAAAUGAAGACGUGAAAUGUUCGAGUUGUUAUGAUGAAAGUUUUUUAUGCUUCAAGUCCUU